Messenger RNA from Maylandia zebra (zebra mbuna), 4600 nucleotides. RefSeq names its product G protein-coupled receptor 17 (gene gpr17). The record is from RefSeq and is a predicted model, not a curated record. Gene Ontology annotation, cellular component: plasma membrane. Gene Ontology annotation, molecular function: G protein-coupled receptor activity. Gene Ontology annotation, biological process: phospholipase C-activating G protein-coupled receptor signaling pathway; positive regulation of Rho protein signal transduction. NCBI's taxonomy places the organism in Eukaryota, Metazoa, Chordata, Actinopteri, Cichliformes, Cichlidae.
AGGACAGCAUUCCUCAUGUCAGAGCGCCAGUUUUUCCACACAGCGGCAGACGAACUAGCUGUCUUCACGUACAGCUCCCUGCUCCUGCACUGAUCAUCUCCUCUUUGUCUUCCAGCAGCAAAACUUUUCUUUUUAGGAGUGCCCGUCCAUCACCAAAAUGGAGUCUGCUACAAUGCAUCUGCCAUCCAAUCAGUCAUCAGAGAGCUGUGUAGUGUUGGAGACCACGAUCGAGAACCAGCUGUUUGGAUGGUUCUACCUCGUGGUUUUUGUUCUGGCGCUGAGCGGUAACAGUUUGGCUCUCUGGAUUUUCUCUCACCAGCGUGGCGUUUCUUCUCCAGCUAACGUCUUCCUGAUUCAUCUGGCUGUGGCAGACUUAUCGUACGUCAUCAUCCUCCCGCUCAGGGCCACCUACCACUUUACAGGAGGCCACUGGCCCCUGGGCGAGGUGCCCUGCCGGGUGGUGGGUUUUUUGUUUUAUGUCAACAUGUAUGCCAGCCUGUACUUCCUGGCCUGUGUAGCAGGGGAUCGAUACUUGGCUGUGGUUCACGCUGUGAGGUCACUGAAGAUUCGUCGCGCUCGCUAUGCUCAGAUCAUCAGCUUCUCUCUUUGGGUCCUAGUUACUGUCUCCAUGGCACCGCUGCUUGUCACCCAUCAGACUGCACAGGUGGACAACAUGACGGUGUGUUUGCAGCUAUACAGGGAGAAGGCCUCACGCAAUGCUCUGAUCUCGCUGGCCGUCGCCUUCAUGCCGCCUUUCCUCGCCACUCUUUCCUGUUACCUCCUCAUCAUUCACAGCUUGCAUCGCGGCUCCAGGUUGGAGCCGGCGCUCAAGCUAAGGGCCCUGCGCACCAUUGGCCUGGUUAUGCUCAUCUACGUGGUCUGUUUUCUGCCUUAUCAUAUGAGUAGGGCCACCUUCAUCCUGGGCUACAGCCACCCAGACGUCUCAUGCCAGACACGCAGAGGCCUGAGCCUGGCCAACCGCCUCACCUCCUCCCUCACCUGCCUGAAUGGUGCUAUGGACCCGCUGGUCUACCUGUUUGGGGCGGAGAAAUUCCGCGGCACACUGCGGCGAUUGUUUUGUAAAGAUAAUGGCGGGAUGUCAGGGGCCACCAGCGGAGAGUUAAAGGGAACACAUGAGAGCUCUGUGAGUGCCAAAUCUGAGUUCUGAGGAAAAGCAGCUAGACUCAGACACCUGUGCAAACUUUUCCAUCACAAGCAGCUUCAGGUUGAUGAUACUUUGAUUGAUGCUGUUUCCAAAGGCUGUUUGAGAACCAAUUCUAGUGUCAUCCCCACACCAUUCCCACCAAAUCCUUAGAGAAUUAAACUGACAUCACUUUGACACUCAAAGAAUCCUGAAUUCAGCAGCAAAGACGGUGGUAGAAGUUUAACUUCCAGGAGAGGAACAAAGAUCUUUAAAACCUAAAUUUGGGGCAAAGUCAGCAAACUUUUUUAAAUCAGUUAUAACUUCUGAUUCUGCACAGACUGUUUAUCUUGGUGACCACUGGAAUUAAAGUUGAUGAAGAUAAUGCUUCAAAAUAACUCCCACACACACAAGACUCGAGUAAAUCUCAUUCUUCUUUAACAAUUUAAUGCAAUGGAGAAUGUUUAAAAGCAAAAUUACUGCAAUUAGAAGUAAAUAUGACAUUUGAUGAGUUUUCAAAAUGUACUGUUGGCUUGCUUUCAGCUCAGCAGAUCCCCUGUUUUUUACUGUAGUAGAUCUGGUUUCAUAAGACAGACAAUUUGUACUGGUUAGUGACGCCUUUGAUGUUCUGUUUAAGCUUCUUGUCGUUUCCAUUAAAAGUUUUUUGGGUCCAUGUUAGAAACCAAUUCUCAAACCAGUCAGAACUGUGCCCAAUACCUGCUAAUGUGGGACUCUCUGUACAAAAGCUAAGCUAUUUGAAUUUGUUUGGCUAUAAUUUUUGACAACUGACGGUUUUAAUAAUAAUCUUUAGAAAAGGUUUGUUGCAACAUAACAACUCACUUGUUCCGGAGAUGAAGCAAAAAACUAAUGAUGCAAAGUUUUUAAUUGCUUCUGCUGUCAUAUAUAAUACUUAAUGGGGGUUAAACUUGAGUACUAAUUGUUCCGCCUACUGCUUGUUGGAAAUCCAAAACAGCAAUUCAUUAUUUACAUAGUAAACUUUCAGUGUAUAUUUUCUAUUGUUUUUUUAUACUGUAAGCCAAAUGUGAUGAAUAUGCAUCAGUCACAGUUGAUAAUAUUGUUGUUUUUUUUUCAUCUAAGGUGACAUAGGUUGUCCUUGCUUUGUGGAUAAUCAAAUGUGCGUGCACAUAGUUUAACACUAUAAGUGAAAUGUGAUGCGAUCCAUGUGAGAAUUUUAAAAACUCGUGUGAUCAUGUGUUGUCUCCUAAAGUACAAACAUCCAGUUAAAUUUUCAUUUGUUUGAAUUUUUAGUUUCAGGCCAAAUAUCUGGAAAAUGUUUAUGCUAAUUAGCAUUGCUAGCAUGCUAAUGCACCAAAUCAGGAAGUUAAACAGGGUAAGCAUUACAGGUAAGGUAAGCAUUAUACCUUUCAAAUAUUAGCACUGUAUGUUAGCAUGCUGGUGGACAUACCCACUAAGGCACUCACCAGCUUCUAGACUCCACAUUUUGAAGACUCACCAUUAGCACUGUGGCUGCUGUUGUGUGAGGUGAAGUUGAAGUGCUAAGUUGGUUUGCUGCAUCCAUAAAUUGUAUGGGUGAAAUCCACAAGCACAGAAAAGUGCUUAUUGGUGUUAAUUAAGUAACAGACUAAAAAAAAGCAAGAACAACAAGAAAGAACACAGUCCAGAAGUUCAGAUGAGUGACUCCUAUCACCAGUAUUAUGCUACAGUCAAGUUAAUGAACAAAGUCAUUGGCAUGGUGCUGUUGCCUUUGAAAUGGUUGCAGUCAGUUGCCAUUUUCAAGGCAAUUUUAGUGCAUUAAGAUGACAUCAGUUUGCUAACAGUUUGCAAGUGAAUGAGGUCGAGUCAGCAAUCUGUUUGUUGUAAAAUGGCACGUGUGUUUGACUGCACAAACAGAAAUUCACAUUACCUACUUGCAUUCAGAAUUCAGAAAACCCACCACAAACAGUGAUGUAGUUUCUACAGGAUGGUGAUUUAACUGUAACAUGCAACCACAAUUUAUAUAAGAAUAGAACCAAAGUAGAAGCAGUUCAGUUGAAUCUUGUAUUGUAAAAAAAAAAAAGAUGUGUCACAGAGAAAUUGUCUCAGAAAAACAAACUGCGAUUGCCUUGCAAUCCAAAGUUGUUGAUGCAGAUACUUUCAAUCAGUUGCUGCUGGGUCAGUCAUGAGCUGCUGAAUAUUCCAACCUACUUUUACUCUGGUAUGACUAACCUAAGAAAAUCACCUCUGAUUCCAAAAACCAGAAGUAGAAGUUAUAAGAAAGUCCCCCCUGACUUAUUAUUAAGAAGGAAUAGCAUGGAGUAGUAUGCUGUACGUAUGUUCACUUAAAGUUACUGUAAAGUAACAUUUUAAGGCAGAUCUUUAUGGGGGAAUGACACUUUUAGAUCCUCAUGUGGUCACUAGCGGAACUGCAAACUUUGAAACUUUGCUUGCUUCAUAUUCCAGCUGUGUGUUAGCAUGCCAGUAUUAAUAUUUAGCUCAAGGCAACGCUGUUCUUCACAGAGAUACUAUUAAGGCUGUAGCCCUUUGGAUUAAGUCCAGAUUUACUCUACAAUGGAGUGACAAUUUUAUUGAGAGUGGACUGUGUAAAUGUGCCCAUUAUUAUACUGCUGUUGGAUAUUUCCCUGCUAUCACAUUUUCAUAGAUGCAAAAAUUCCUGUAUUUAUGUUUCUCCAGCUCAGCUAGGAAUGACGUGGACACAGUCACAGCUUUUUAUAAAUUCCUGACAUGAGUCACUGUAUAUGUUAAAUGUGAUUGACAAAUCUCCACUGUGAAAAUAUUUUUGGGUUUUCAGUUUCUUAACUCUCCUAUGAUGCUACGCAUUUCUGUUGCACUGUUACUUGACAAACUAAUAACUAUUGUUCUAUCUACAGUUUGAUAAAAUGCAACAUGUUAAAAAUAUGCUCUGACUUUAAUGUGCGAAUGAUUGUGUAAUUCACUGCAGCAAAAAUGCACCAUUUGUGUGACAUGUCCAGUCCCUCACAUAAAAACUGCAGAAACUCAACAUGUCUGCUGCUGUCUCCCGAAAGCAAAAGUAUGAUUUCACGUCCUUCGCGUCUGUGGCGUUGACGUGUUCGCCGUGAAAGUGGUAAAACUAUUUCAAGUGCGGGGACAGAAGGCAGCAGUGACUUGUCACCAUGUAGUUCUCUUUUCAUAUCAUGUGACAUGUUGUGGUUUGUGAGCAGCUCAUUUUCCUCCCCUUAUUUCUGCAAGACUUCCUGUCCAUCACAUGAACAUGGCAACUACUUUAACUUGUAUUUCCUGAAUGUAUAUAUUGUAGAAAACCCCCGAGCUCCCUUUGGUUCAUCUGUGGUUUAAAGAAUAGCAGUAUGCAGGCUGAAUAUGAUGCACCUUGGUUUAUUUUUAUCAAAGAACAAAAUGAUCAUGUUUGAAAAACAAAUCAAGGUCCUUAUCUUCUUUUUUCUUUUUUUACUGUGUGGGUUUUAAAGUAAAUAUAUCCAGUAAAUUCCCUUCCUGUAACUA